Jaminaea rosea is the source of this 1067-nucleotide messenger RNA. RefSeq lists its product as hypothetical. Lineage: Eukaryota; Fungi; Basidiomycota; Exobasidiomycetes; Microstromatales. The transcript has 4 exons. Bases 370 to 915 code for a protein of 181 amino acids. The record is from RefSeq and is a predicted model, not a curated record.
AGGUCGAAAAGAAUUGAACAUUGCCUGGCUCGUGCACCUCGAGCUCGAGCGGGAGCGGCAACCGGAGGCGGAGGAGCGCCGUCAGGGUCAAAGUGCGGGGCCAGCGCGAGUGGGCUGAGCGUGCGGCUGAACCAACACCCGAAGAGCGAGAUGAGGUUGGCCAAACGCUCCAUCCAAUCAUCACCUCCCUCGCUGCUUGGCUACCGGCCUGUCUCUUCCUUCCUCCGGUACCACUCUCACCCCCGAGUGCACCCCGUCACCACGGCGAGCGUGGUAGUCCCGCAGCUUGCCUUGAACUUGUGAUGUAGACAAAGGAAAGGCAGGCAGUCGAGUCAGCGAUGCUUGGAGGGAGUGCUCAGCAGGGUGGGAAUGGAUAAUCUCGAAGCACAAGAUAUCGUCGUCCUUCCACUCGUCGAAUCAGAGCGGCCACCACAAGGCCCAACCCCGCGAAACCAAGGGCAAGUCUACUCAAAGUCGAACCAUCGAUUCUAUAUGCUCUUGCUCAGCUCCUCAGCCACGGCUCCGGUACCUUCACCAGCGCUCGUUGCUGCUCUCAUGAACCGUGCAGGCGAGAUGUCCAUCACACCUUCGCCAAGCAGCGGAUCACCUCAGGACGGACAACACCUCUCAAGGAAGGCACGGUACGCGACGCGUCCUCACCAAACAAGAUGUCACGUCAGCUUCAUCACUUUAGGUCGAGCAGCGCAACCCUCGCAAUGCCAGCCUUCGCCUCACCCUAACAGGCCAGCCUUGCGAAUGUCCAUUGAGCGAGAGGUCGCUCAAUCGCUCGCUCGCGCACGCAGCUGCGUCUUUCCAGCUGGACUGCGCGCGAGGCGGAGAAGGCAUUGGCUCCACGUUGGCCUCAGUAUCGCCGUUACUCGCUCGCAGUUGAUCGAACCAUUGCACCUACGAUGAGAGAGCAUCGUUAGGAGGAAGCAAUGAUACGGUCAUUGGAGACGGCUACUUCAAAGUCGAGAUAGAUCUUGACACCAAGAAGAAACGGCCGAAGAAGAGAUCUACUUCAUCAAGAUCCCGCGAUCCGGCGUACACCAAGGGAUGGCAUCGAG